Molecule: messenger RNA, 551 nt
Organism: Anopheles bellator
Lineage: Eukaryota; Metazoa; Arthropoda; Insecta; Diptera; Culicidae
Exons: 3
Coding region: 46-456 (136 amino acids)
Source: RefSeq, a predicted model, not a curated record
GUUUAUGCUUUUGGCUAAUUUCAAUUGCGUUAAUAAAACUCUUCUAUGGACCAAAUAGGAUCUGUUAGACGCCGUUCUUCACUCUUCUCUUCUAAUCAAGGUUUGGAGUUCAGUACGAACGAUAAUGAAAACAUAAAAUAUGAAAAACAGUUGCGUGCGGAAGUAAAAGAUUGGACAGAAUUGUUGCGCUCAAAGUGCAACGAUCUAGUGCAAGCCAAUUCUGCGGUGCGCAUAGUCGAUCAAACACUACUUUCCGAGGAACAGAAACGCUACCUAGCAGACGGACCGUCCAUUGAAAAGUACAUCAAAGAAGUCAAAGCAUUCGAUCGCACAAUGGAAGCCUACAUCGAUCGAAAGAAUAUUCUGUUGGAGAAAAAGGCUUACAUCGUUCAGGAAAUUAGGGCUCUGGUUGAAAUAGAGUUAAAGGAUCGCAUAAGCAAUGAGGAUGAGCAAUGAUUUUUAUGAAGGUAAACAACAAUAUAUACGAAUAAUCUAGUAUUGAUUCAAUGAAAGAAAUAAAAUUAAAAGCCUACCCUCAUCCAAAUGGUUAU